Molecule: messenger RNA, 3672 nt
Organism: Mauremys reevesii (Reeves's turtle)
Lineage: Eukaryota; Metazoa; Chordata; Testudines; Geoemydidae
Gene: ELK4
Product: ETS transcription factor ELK4
Exons: 5
Coding region: 288-1598 (436 amino acids)
Biological process (GO): regulation of transcription by RNA polymerase II; cell differentiation
Cellular component (GO): nucleus
Molecular function (GO): DNA-binding transcription factor activity, RNA polymerase II-specific; sequence-specific DNA binding
Source: RefSeq, a predicted model, not a curated record
CUAGUUGAUAACUAGAUAGUGUGUGUGGGGAAUAAUCAAGGUGUAAACUCAGCCUCAGCUGGGUUCCUCUCCAGUGUGCUUAUGUGCAGCCUGAUGCAGGUUCUAACAAGGUGCUUGGCUGGAAUUCUGUCCCUUGUAGUAGGUUUGGGGAAGUGUGCUUCUCUGUGUAACUUUCCAAGUGCGCCUCCGUCCUGCCCUGGAUUGAUGGGACCAGAAGCCAGCGAGCUCCCAAGUUCAAUGUGUGCAGUAACGAAGUUUUAAUUCUGAGCCAGAGACAGCUCACUGCUAUGGACAGUACGAUCACCUUGUGGCAGUUCCUCCUCCAACUCCUCCAGGAACCUCAGAACAAACACAUCAUCUGUUGGACCUCCAACGACGGGGAGUUCAAAUUGCUGCAGGCAGAGGAGGUGGCCCGGCUUUGGGGAAUCCGCAAGAACAAGCCCAGCAUGAACUAUGACAAACUCAGCCGUGCUCUCAGAUACUACUAUGUGAAGAAUAUCAUCAAAAAAGUGAAUGGUCAGAAGUUUGUGUACAAGUUUGUUUCUUAUCCGGAGAUUUUGAAUAUUGCUCCACUGAUGGUGGGCAGGAUUGAGGGAGACCCAGUGAUGGCUGGCUUUGCAGAAGUCAGCAGUACUCCGAAGGACCUGGAAAACGGUGUGAAAGAGAAGCCCCAGACCUGUGCUAAAUCAUCCGGCCGCAAUGACUAUAUCCAUUCAGGCCUGUACUCUUCCUUUACUCUGAACUCCCUGAACUCCUCCGGUGUGAAGCUCUUCAGGUCGGUCAAGAUUGAGAAUCCAGCUGAGAAACUGGUGGAGAAGAAACCUGCUCAGGAUCUGACACCUUCAGUCAUAAAGUUUGUAACCAUGCCCUCCAAAAGGCCUGCAGUUGCACCCCUUGCCUCGGCCACUUCAAUUGUCUCCACUCUUCCUACAGAAUCAGAAGAAACUCUCCAGACCUUGGAGACUCUAGUUCCACCAAAAUUAACUCUCACCGAAGCUCCAGCCCCUUUGCCAAACUUCACCGCCACCUUCACCCCAACACCACCUGUAUCUUCCAUUUCUCCCACUCUGGAGGUUCCUUCCACACCCCCUUCACCACCCUUGAGUUCUAACCCUGACCUGGACAUUGACACGGACAUAGAGUCGGUGGCUUCUCAGCAGUUGGAGCAGUCUCAGAACCCUCACCACCUAUCACCAGAGCCCAGAGAGCACGAUUUAUCUCUGCUAGAGAAGGAUCUUGCCAAUCACCUCUCCAGAUCUAAAAAACCGAAAGGGCUGGAGCUAGCUCCCACUCUUGUCAUUACAGGCAGUGAUCCAAGCCCACUGGGGAUACUAAGCCCUUCUCUCCCUACUGCUUCUCUUACUCCAGCGUUUUUUUCACAGACUCCCAUCUUGCUGACCCCAAGCCCCUUGUUCUCAAGUAUUCACUUCUGGAGCACGCUCAGUCCAGUAGCUCCUCUCAGUCCAGCAAGACUGCAAGGUGCUAACACCCUUUUUCAGUUUCCAUCAGUACUGAGCAGCCAUGGGCCAUUUACUCUGUCGGGACUGGAUGGACCCUCCACCCCUGGACCGUUUUCCCCUGAUCUGCAGAAGACAUAGCACAUGAACUCCUGGAAAGGACAAAUUGGGGAACAAUGGAAAGAGAUGACAUUAAAUGUAAUCCAUUUUUAAAUGAGCAAUUUAUAAUUCCACCCACAUCAUGAACGGUCAUAAUUUUUGCCAUUCCCAGUUCAAAUGCCUUUUUGCAAAAUUCCCUCUUUUGAAGACUAAAUUGGGAAUGCACAUGGAAACGCCUUAAUUGGAGUCCAGGCUCCACAAUCUUUUCUUUGCCUCCUUGGUUAAGAAGUCUCUUAAAGGGAGUUUCUGGUGGAACGCAGUGACUGAGUUUGUAUUGAUUGCAGCAAAACAAUAUCUAAGAAGUCUCUCCUCUCUCACUCUGACACCUCCAUUCUUCUGCUUCCUGUGCUGGGCAUGAAGAAAAUGAAUCAUGAUUGAAGCUGGCAUUCCAAGAAAAGGGUUUGAGUGCAGCUUUGCCCUGGGGCUAAUGAUAACUUCUCCUGCAACAACAAAACAGCGAAUGUCUCAUGCUAUAAAAACAUCUAAACUUUUUGCAGGGAGACAUUUUUAAGGAGUACUUUUGGUGGUAUAGGUGAAAAGCAGACCAUUGUUUGGAUAGUGUUGCACGCAGGUAAUCUAUCAGUUAAAUUCCCCUCCUUGAAAGGGGGGUUGGAGAGCUCCCAGAGGCUACUUGUAAUAUUGUGAGCAGGCAGGGCUCUGAGACAAAUGGAUCAUGGCAUGAAUUAUUUGGGGUUCUUGAACUGUUUGAAUUCUUUGGUAUUUCUUGAUGGUUAUAUAUACACACAUCUCUGAUGCCUGAUAUCUGUGUAAAGCCUGUAAAUUGGCUGCUAGAGGAUUAACAAAUCAUGCUAACCUAGGACUCUCCCCACCUCCAUCCCUGGUAUUGGAUAUUCUGUGUGAGAUUGAGGGUUGUCUGUGUAUUUGGCAAGCGACACUCUGGGGCUGGCCAUUGCUUGAUGUUCUGGUGUGCAGCUCAAGGGGAAAAAACACUCAAAUUCUCUGCUUUUCCCAGAAAUGAGGAACCAGAAGUGGAGAACCCCCCUGCCCAGCUCUUGUUGUCUCAAGUUGUACUUUAACCACAUUGCUUUUUAAGUGGAGGAAGUGUUGGAAUUCAUGAAAAGUUGGGUAUGAUGUGUGCAGCUAAAAUAGGAAGAGAAUUGAGCAGUAUCAACAGUAAGGUAAAAUCACGCAUGUUCCAGGUAAACAUGCCCAUCUUUUGGUGGUGAGUAGAUGGGGGUGUGUGUUGGGGGGGUUAAUAUGAGUGUUCUUGAAAGCCAUUUCACACUGAUGAGCUAAGACCAGCAGCUAGGACAAUAACCUCAAGCAGUCUUUUGUGGGAGAGCUGGGAUGUGAAAGAAGCACCUAAGACUGGGGGAUGUCUCAGGUGUUUGCAGUUGGACUUCUGCCAUCCGCUGUCAGGCAACAACUUCCUCUUGCUACCAAUGUACAUGCAAUGAGGAUGCACUUGGAUAACCUGUCCGCUAGAAAGUGGACUGAAACUGCACUUCUCUCGGUCACUCUUACUUCGGGUGAUGAGAUGUUCCGAUUUUAUAGGGACAGUCCCGAUAUUUGGGGCUUAGUCUUGUAUAGGCACCUAUUACUUCUCACCUCUGUCCCAAUUUUUCACACUUGCUCUCUGGUCACUCUACCCUUAUCAGCUGUUUCAGAAGAGAUGCUGAAGAUGGGAUGAGCAUGGAGAAGUGGUACUUUCAGAACAGAGUUGAGUCUUGUUAGUGAGGGAAGCUUGCAGUGUUACUCCUUUCAUUGCACCUGUCCUUAAGACAAAGAGAGGACUUUGUUCUCCAGAGCUUUCAAUCUGACACUUUUUGCAAGCUCUAAAUUCACUUUAAAGCAUAUGUGUUUGAGAACGUCCAAAACUGAAUGUAGUAAGAUGAAAGUAGCUUGUUAUAUUCCAGCACUGAAAUACAUACAUCAAUAUAUCAUGUAUCUUUAAUAUUUUACCCUUGAGAAAUGGAUGUUAGAGUUACUUUUUGGACUGUUCAGCCAGAAAAUCUCUUGUCCCAAGUGAAUUCAGAGGAAAGGAUAUCUAGCUUUUGAUGGGAGUAGAAGGGAGUCUGCUGCCUCCCUGCCAGAU